Molecule: messenger RNA, 6538 nt
Organism: Ailuropoda melanoleuca (giant panda)
Lineage: Eukaryota; Metazoa; Chordata; Mammalia; Carnivora; Ursidae
Gene: PFKFB2
Product: 6-phosphofructo-2-kinase/fructose-2,6-biphosphatase 2
Exons: 14
Coding region: 300-1853 (517 amino acids)
Biological process (GO): fructose 2,6-bisphosphate metabolic process; fructose metabolic process
Cellular component (GO): cytosol
Molecular function (GO): ATP binding; fructose-2,6-bisphosphate 2-phosphatase activity; 6-phosphofructo-2-kinase activity
Source: RefSeq, a predicted model, not a curated record
UGAGCUGAAGGCAGACGCUCAACCGCUGUGCCACCCAGGCGCCCCUGUAGACGUUCUUAUGUUAAGGAAGGUGCCAUGUUCUUAUCUUUCUAAUCCUUGACACUUUUGCCUCUCUUUCCACCUUAGGUACCUCUGUGGAGACUUUGCAUGUGUGAGGAAGACAUGUCUUGGCUUGCGUACUUCUUGGAAAUUUAUGUGACCUUUGAGUUCUCUUUUAGGAGGUUGGACUGAGAGCUCCUCUCGUUGCCAUGCCAGUCUUCCCCUGGCUUUGCUGAGGUGUAUAAAGGUUAAAUGAGGUUAUGGCUGUGAAGUACCUAGCCCAGGGCAUGAACCUUCCACAGCUCCUAGCCGUUCAGAUCUGUUCUCUUUCCCCUCCAGCGUGGGCAUCUUAUAUGACCAACUCCCCAACUCUCAUCGUUAUGAUUGGCUUGCCAGCCCGGGGCAAAACCUACGUGUCCAAGAAACUCACACGCUACCUCAACUGGAUUGGGGUGCCCACAAAAGUGUUUAAUCUUGGGGUAUAUCGGCGUGAAGCAGUCAAGUCCUAUAAGUCCUACGACUUCUUCCGGCACGACAAUGAGGAGGCCAUGAAGAUCCGCAAACAGUGUGCUCUGGUGGCGCUGGAAGAUGUGAAGGCGUAUCUUACUGAGGAGAGCGGGCAGAUCGCGGUGUUUGAUGCCACCAAUACCACUAGGGAGAGGAGGGACAUGAUUUUGAACUUUGCCAAGGAGAAUUCCUUCAAGGUAUUCUUUGUGGAAUCUGUCUGUGAUGAUCCUGAUGUCAUUGCUGCCAACAUCCUGGAGGUAAAGGUGUCGAGCCCUGACUACCCUGAAAGAAACAGGGAGAAUGUGAUGGAGGACUUCCUAAAGAGAAUUGAGUGCUACAAAGUCACCUAUCGACCCCUUGACCCAGACAACUAUGACAAGGACCUUUCUUUCAUCAAGGUGAUAAAUGUGGGCCAGCGAUUCUUAGUGAACAGAGUCCAGGACUACAUCCAGAGCAAGAUAGUCUACUACCUCAUGAACAUCCACGUGCAGCCUCGCACCAUUUACCUUUGCCGACAUGGAGAGAGCGAAUUCAACCUCUCGGGGAAGAUCGGGGGUGACUCUGGCCUCUCAGUGCGGGGAAAACAGUUUGCCCAGGCUCUAAGGAAGUUUCUGGAGGAACAGGAGAUAGCAGACCUCAAAGUGUGGACGAGCCAGCUAAAGAGGACUAUCCAGACCGCUGAAUCCCUGGGUGUGACCUAUGAGCAGUGGAAGAUUCUGAAUGAGAUCGAUGCUGGCGUGUGUGAGGAGAUGACCUACGCACAGAUUGAGAAGCAGUACCCGGAUGAGUUCGCGCUUCGAGAUCAAGAGAAAUACCUGUAUCGGUACCCUGGUGGGGAGUCGUACCAGGACCUGGUGCAGCGGCUGGAGCCCGUCAUCAUGGAGCUGGAGCGUCAGGGCAACGUCCUCGUCAUCUCCCACCAGGCUGUCAUGCGCUGCCUGCUGGCCUACUUCUUGGAUAAGGGCGCAGAUGAGCUGCCAUACUUGAGGUGCCCCCUCCAUACCAUCUUCAAACUUACUCCUGUGGCCUACGGAUGCAAAGUGGAAACAAUUAAACUCAAUGUGGAGGCUGUGAACACUCACCGUGACAAGCCAACCAACAACUUCCCCAAGAACCAAACCCCUGUAAGGAUGAGAAGGAACAGCUUUACGCCUCUGUCCAGUUCGAAUACAAUAAGGCGUCCAAGAAAUUACAGUGUUGGGAGCCGGCCCCUCAAGCCCCUCAGCCCUCUCCGUGCCCUGGACACGCAAGAAGGGGCCGACCAGCCGAAGACCCAAGCUAGAAUUAGGAAUACCACGCAUCUGUGAUCCCAGGCUGAAUGGACGAGUGUUUCCUGUGAGGAUCUGAGUGUUCCUCUCUGCCAUCCACAAAUGGAUCUGCAGGGGCACCGGCAUUCUCAGAAACUUGACAUAACUUUGGAAAUCUAUCUGAUGGUUUUUCUGUGAGUAGGAGGUCUAGGUUCUGGAGAAACUCAUUGAUGCUUUGGGUAGCCAAAGGACAGGGGGAAGAAUGUCUAAUGAUUGAGAGAACUAUAUCUGGGUUAUACAGUCUUAUGGACAUUCCAUUGUUUUUGCUGAGUUCAGAAGCCAUGGUGUGUGUGUUUUCAAGAAAUUUGGUCAAUUUACCCAGCUUUUCUAGCACGUAUUUUGACUUGGUCAUGUUUUAAAAUAUUUUAAUUUAAAAAAUAUCUAACAAUUGAGCCAGGUUGAGACAUUGGCAGGAUGGAUCUCUGACUUCCCAGAGAGGUGAUACAGUCACCAGAAGUAUGUCCAGGGGUUUACUUUGGAUGCCUAAUGUCCAGAAGACUGUAUCUAGUGGUAUCCAUGUGCUUACGGACUGGCAGACCCUGGUAGAGUCUGUAUGCUGACUGCCUGACUGGCAGACUCCAGUAGGGUCUUGUAAUCUGACAGUCUGUUUUCGGAUUGUACCAGUUAGUAGGAUAUGCAUAUGAUUGUAAUUCUGUGCCUGUUGCAUGUAUCCUACAAAGAAAGGCAGUAAACACGUUACCUUUGUUCUUCAGGGGCAAGUUCUAUACACUCUGAUUUUUAAUAGACAUUCCUUUUAGAGUAGCAGCCAAAUUCUCAUCAUUUUGUAGAAAACGAAGGUUGAACAUCACUUGUGUGUGAUAUUUUGUAAACUCAGUGAAGGAAAUACCUCCUCAAAGCCUGAGAUUGUUGCCUCUUCCUGCAUUCAUUCCAUCCACUCUCCCACUUCUAGGCAGGAGUUCCCUUUACCACCUGCUUCUGAACCUUCUGUGUCCUCAGCUUCCCUGUCACAGGCUAUAGCAGUGGGUAAUGCUGCCGUUUGCAGUCUGCCGUGUGUUUGGCUUUUAUUCAUAAGCUAAUCAAUAAAAAUGCAAAGAAAAUGUUGCAUUUAAAGAUUGAUCUUAAGAGUUGGCAAAGGUAUUCUUUCCAGUCAGCCUUUCACUGGGGAUCUAGGACCAAUAUUUACCAACUCAGUGUUUUUGUAUCUGAAUUGCUUAUGUACAUUUUUUUUUGUGUGUUGAAAUAACAAAAUCCACUCGUUCUGAUAUGGUAAUGGUUUUACUGUGGCAAAAGCAAAGGACUCAUCACCAGCUGUGCCCCUUGGAGGGGGUUGGAAAUGGUUGAAGGGAAUGGACUGAAUUGGGAACUCACGUACUAGAGUUAUCCUGCGGAUUUCCUAGGCACAGCUCUGGUGAAAAAGGAAUGUGAGUCCUCACCAGCAUUCUGAUUUAAUCUGGUGACAUUGAUAUCAAAAUAUGCCACUCAGAUCCACAUAAGGUGUGUAUAACUAUAUUUGAAAUGUGUUUUCAUGUGUGUUUGUGUGUGUAUGUGUGUUUGUGUGUGUGUAGAAUGGGUAAAUAAAAUUGUUGAAUAACUUGAACCUAUUAGAAGGUUUCUGGGUUUUUUGUUUUAUAUUUUGGGUUGUGUUCUCCACCCACUCCUCCACCUCUGAAACUGUCUCCUGCUGCUCCAUGAUUAGCCUCAGAGGAGCCAAAGCCAGUUGGCAGCGUGACCGGAGUCCUUGGUGUGGGCAUGGCUCUCUUCCACCACCUUCUGGGAAAGAUGGGAAGGACAUUAUGGAAGGCCCGUGAACUUCAGUAGAAGUUGUGUGUACUUUUUGGCGCCUCUACAAGAAUUAAGAAAAAAUUACCUUUGCCUGUACUGUACUGUGACUCCUGUUAGCCACAUGUGACUCAUUAUGGUAAAGAAAAAAAUGUGGAGAUCUCUUAGAAUUUAGUGGGCUGUUCCUUCUAAAACAUGACCUGCCUGUCUCAAAGAGCUUACAGUCAACAGAAUGAAAUGACAUUUAACUUCUGGGACAGGAAAUACAGGUGGAACUGUGUCACCGCCUUAUGCCUCAUUCCUCGUCAGCCUAGCAAGGAGCAGGAGCUCAUUAGACGCGCAGACGCUGGGGCCCUGUCACACGCCCACUGAAUCAGAAUCUUCAUCUUAAUAGGAUUGCCAAGUGAUUCAGAUGCACAUUUAACACUUGAGAAACACUGCUCUAGGGGGAAGAAUUCCUCACAAAACAUUCAAUCCCACUUUAUGGGAAGAAGCUGGUUUAUCCUCAGACGGAUUUCAGAACGGACUGGGAUAGCCACAACUGUAGAGACCCACCUCAGCAGCCAAGUAGCCUCUGACUGUGGUGCCAUUUUGUCAGCAUGGUCUUUUGGUUGAUAGUAGCCUACGUGCUCUCCUUUUACCACAGGAUUUCCUGCAGCUCCUACCUCCUAUCUUGGGUAUAUAGCUUUAUAGUCUAGGUCUGGAAGAAGUGCCUAGUCCAACAUGGUUACAAAGGUUGGUUUCUCAAGGAAAGAAGCCCAUGGCUAUACUGUUGGAGUUUGGUAAAGGGUAAUGGGGUGUGUGCCAGCACAACAGAGGGUUUAUGCAUGUGUGCGGAGCUGGGGCUAUGGGCUGUGGGGGAGCAGUGGAAGGGUGGGGGAUGGGUACUGCAUUACUUUUAUUUGUCUUUUGGCGGUGGUAUAAUAGCUUUGUCUCUCUUCCUGUCUGGCUCGUAGGCAGAGACCGGGUUGGCUGUGGCCAGGCACUCUUCUUUGGCGUCCCUCACACCACUUUGCUGAUGAUGUGAAGGCUGAGGCCAGACCUCUCCAAGAUCUACUACAGAGCUUGGGCUGGCAGCUCCACAGCAGCUCCAUCAGGAGGUUAAGCUGGGAUCGGACAUUUGGGGCCACCAAAACGAGGCCUGGAAAAGCAUUACAUUUCUUCCCCUCAUGCCUAAUGGGAAUAUCUGUUACACGGGAAAACUUAACUUCCCUGUGCCUCAAAACAUCUAACAGUCUGAACUAAUCAGUUUGUAUUAUCUCUUUGCUGGGUAUGACCCCAGUUGGCCAGUCUUGUUCUGUUUCGGCCUUUAACUUCCUACCUGUGAUUGUAUCCCUGGCUGCCUAUUCUUUUCUGAAAUGCAAACGCAUCCUCUUCAGAUUUGCUUCCACGUGAGAGGGCUGCGCGGCGGCAAGCCUGUUUUGUGCUCUAAGAGCUGGUCUCUGCAUCCAUUCCGGCCAAGCAGGCUAGAGGACAAUACACACGUUAGCCAUCCCUUUUUGUCAUGUUGGAAACAAAGAGACAAAUUCACCAGGUGUGUGGAGGGUAUCUGAGAAAUGCAAUUCCUGAAAUGUCUCUUCUGCGGUGAUGGAAGAGCAGUGUCAGCCACCUUUUCACGUAGAGAAGUUUUUCCUUGUUCCAGGCCCUGGAAGGGCAGGAUCUGACUUUGAGACUCCCCAGAAUGGGUACCCGUGUUCAAAGUACCCUUUUUCUAAGUAGCUGCUGUAUUUCCUACCUGAUGCUCCGUCCCCUCACAGCGGCAGAAGGAUAUGUUCUCUAGUGGUUGGGAGUGACGGCUGGAGAGAAAAGUAGGGUGCCAUUGACAUUACCUGAAGAGGUAAAGAGGGUUCCUUGGGGAUCAGCUCUACCAGGGAGUUCUUGCUUCAAACCAGGUGCAGGGGAACAUGACUUUCUGUGUGGUCUGUCACUAUGAUGUGGUCUCUACGAAAGCUGUGGCUGUGCCUUCGAGAACUCCUACCUCUUAGCUAAUGGUCACAAUGGGGGUCUCCUGGUCUCUUAUGUAGAACACUAGGGGAUACCUGAGUCCUUGAGGCGUCUGUCAUUUGGCUUCUUGUAAAGCUAAGCCAGGUAAUUCUCUAGAUCAAUGUGAUUCUUUGUCAAUGUGAUUUUAAUAUGUCACUACUCCAGAGGAGGGUGUGGAAGCUCCAAAGGAUAGGUAUCUUACAAGCAAAAUUCUUUUUCUUUUUUUUUUUUUUUGGUUAAGUAAGUUUUUUAGCUUUUUAAAUAAUGUUUCCCUUUGAUGCAGAUACCCCCUUGCUGGGCAAGAGGGCGAGUAACAAGAAAAGUAAUGAAAUGCAGCUUUUCCCAAAUGGUUCUUUUAUACUGUGGACGAUACAGGGCUCUGUUACCUAAGAUGUGAUGAGCUGGGCUGCGGGCAGCUCAGCAUCCAGCAGCCAGGAGCUUAUUUUAUACGCACAAAGCUGCCUUCAGAAAGGUUCCUGACUGCUCCAUAGCAGGGGAUUUUCAUCUGGCCACUCGUAGCGUGCGGUACUGUACUGACUUUGUUCUUGUGCUGCGGGCUUCUGCAGCUAAACGCAAUGUCUGUUGAUGAUGAGAUGAUGUUUUUAUUUAGUUAUUUAUUCAUCCAUGGGAGAUAUUUUUAAGUCCCAUAUUAGCGUUUGCAUGUGUUUGAGCAGAAUGUAAGAUAAUUGAUGUCUGUUUUUUGGUAGAAAUUUAGGUAGUUUGAGAUUUUAAGUGUGAUGUCCAUAGUAUCACUUUAAAUUCAAUUUCCAAGAUCUAGGUAUCUGUCUCCUGUAAAAGGAUGAUAACUAUAUUAAGGCACAGUGGAUUUCUUUUGAGUACUUGUUUUUCUCAUUGAUUUUUAUCAUAAGUAUCAACCAAGAGAUGCAUUUCUCUGGAGGGAAGUUUAUCUCCUGGAUAAAUAAAAUCAUGCUAGAAUAUGUCAGUGAUAUGUAUUGCUUUGU